Messenger RNA from Caenorhabditis briggsae, 507 nucleotides. The coding region runs from base 1 to 507 and encodes 168 amino acids. The record is from RefSeq and is a predicted model, not a curated record. Lineage: Eukaryota; Metazoa; Nematoda; Chromadorea; Rhabditida; Rhabditidae. The transcript has 4 exons.
AUGUCCUAUCAACAUGAAGUCGUUCAAUACGCUCCCACUGAAGACAAUGAAAUUCAUGCAUUGAUACGCGGAAAACCAUCAUUUUGUAAAGCAAAUAUUCGUGUUAGCACUCAGCAGUUCCAAGAGCGACUUUCGUACCUCGACAAGCGAUAUGAUCAUUUAAGGAAAAUGACACAUUCGUUGAGAAAAAAAGUCAACGAGUUGGAGGACAUUAUGAGAAUGGACAAUGACGAAGAAAACAUGGAAACCAUCAAAAAGCUAUUGGAAGAAAUCAAAAAAGAGAAACAAUUGAUGAGAGACGAGGCUCAUAUCAUAAAAGGAGAGCUCUCAAAAACAAUGUAUAAUGAAGACUUGAGACGUCGUUUGGCUGGAGAGUGGAAGAAGAUUGAUGCAGACAGAAAGAGUUCAGCAGCAGAAUCAGAAGCUUCCUCAUCAAUGAUCGGAGAUGAUGACACUCCAUCGACGUCUUCUGACGGACACAAACCGUAUCGGGAGACGAGCAUGUGA